AUGCGGCUAAACCAUACUUGUGGCUUCCAUAAUGCCAACCCUAAGGUCACAUCUGAAUUCUUAGCGGAAAGAUAUAUGAACCAUUUUAGGGAUGAGCCUAACUUGAGUUUGAAGUACUUUAGAAAGCUUAUUUUGAGGGAUAUUGGUGUUGAUGUGAAGUAUUACAAGGCAUAUUAUGCUAGGUUAAUGGCUUUGUAUCUUAUUCAUGGGAUUGCGACAGAGCAAUACAAUAAAGUUUGGGAUUAUGCUACAACAAUUAGGAAAUACAACCCCGGUAGUUCUGCUUUUGUCAUGGUCACCGGAAUAGAACGACCUCCAAUUGUCUUUCAAAGAAUGUAUGUUUGCUUACAACCUUGUAAGGAAGGUUUCAUACAAGGUUGUAGGCACAUAUUAGGGGUGGAUGGAUGUCACUUAAAGGGGAUUUGGCCAGGGGUAUGUCUAGUAGCUGUUGGCAAAGAUGGAAAUAACAACUUGUUUCCAGUUGCUUGGGCAGUGGUGGAGGUGGAAAAUACAGACAGUUGGACAUGGUUUCUUGAUUUGUUAACAAACGACCUUGGUUCAGUCACUGAAGACCUCACCUGGGUUCAUGAGAAUGAAGAGUUGACCUUCAUGUCUGACCGACAAAAGGGUCUAUUAGAAGCAUUUGCUAGAGUUGUGCCAACUGUAGAUGUUAGAUACUGUGUCAGGCAUAUCUGGGCCAACUUUAAGUUGGCUUUUGCUGGUGAAGCGUAUAGGCAAAGCUUUUGGAAAGCAGCUAGAGCAUCGACAAAGGCUCGAUUUGAAGAGGGAAUGGAAUCAAUCAAGCUUUUGUCAUUAGAUGCCUUCAAAUAUUUGGACAAAAUUCCACCAAAACAUUGGAGCAGACAUGCAUUCAAUCCAAAGUCCAAAUAUGCCAUGCUCCUUAAUAAUUGUUGUGAAUCAUUCAACAAUGUUUUAAGGGAAGCUAGAGACAAACCUAUUUUGACCAUGAUGGAAUGGAUACGACAAUAUGUGAUGAAAAGAGCUUUUGAAAAGCGUGACGGGCUAAGAAAGUUUGAGGGAAGUAUAAUGCCAGCCGCUAUGAAGCAACUAGAGGUUGCAUCUAAUAUAGCUAAACAUUGCUUUGAAACUAUAUCUGAUGUUGAUUUAGGCAACCCAGAAGAAUAUGUACAUAAGGCUUAUAGUAGAGAGGCUUACUUAUUAGCAUAUUCUCCUGUGUUUCAACCAAUGCCUGGUAUAAAACAAUGGGAUAGAACUCUGGAUCCACAACCCAACCCCCCUGGGUUUAAGAAGAUGUCGGGAAGACCAUCAAAAAAGAAGAGGACUAAGGAGAAAGGUGAAGAGGAGGCUCCAAAAGAACCUCCGGUUUUGAGAAAAAGAAAACCAAACGAAUGUGGGAAUUGUGGGAACUAUGGGCAUAAUAAAUCAACGUGCAAAAAUCCAAAAGCCCCCCCCAAACCGCCUGCAAAGAGAGGAAGGCCACCGAAGAAUGGUGGUGAUCAGCCUGAAAGUCAAAAUGUUCGUUCAUCCCAAGCACCACCAUCAUCACAACAUUAA
This is a messenger RNA of Beta vulgaris subsp. vulgaris (sugar beet), 1536 nucleotides long. RefSeq lists its product as uncharacterized. Gene Ontology annotation, biological process: DNA transposition. Bases 1 to 1536 code for a protein of 511 amino acids. Gene Ontology annotation, molecular function: DNA binding; transposase activity. The transcript is spliced from 4 exons. The record is from RefSeq and is a predicted model, not a curated record. Lineage: Eukaryota; Viridiplantae; Streptophyta; Magnoliopsida; Caryophyllales; Amaranthaceae.